This is a messenger RNA of Geodia barretti, 2930 nucleotides long. The record is from the annotation of a GenBank genome assembly. NCBI's taxonomy places the organism in Eukaryota, Metazoa, Porifera, Demospongiae, Tetractinellida, Geodiidae.
CACUCAACUGCAAAAACACACUGCUAGUCGCAGUCGCUGGCAUCUUGGGCGUAGCUCUGCUAGAAAAGCACUAAAGUGCAAACCCUCGGCGAAAUGGGCAUGCGCGGUACGGCUAAUUGAUAGGCUGGGUUGCUAGAUUUAGUAUGCGUUUGCUCGUGGUCUCCCGCUAGUAGCUCGCAGAGAGUCUGUAGUAGAUAGUCGAUACACGCCCUUCGAUGUGACUUAGAGCAAGCGGACCCGGUCGAGGUUAACAUGGGAAAAGAGGCUCCAGGGUCUGUUGCACGUGUAGAGCCACACAGAACACAUCGAUUCCCAGUCAUGAUAGUAACAACUCUCCUUUCUCAGCCCAGAUCUCUGCGCAGGAACAAGCUAGAGCGUCCGUUAUUUUUCUCACACACUACGUUCCCCGUAGACAUUCUGGAGCCGGACCGAACGGAGACUCUGAAUGUGACGUCACGUUCAAUUAUCUCGCCCACAUUGCAUUCGUGCAACUGCAGGCCCGUAUAAGGUCGCGUCGAAAGGAAAACCGCAAUCGAGAAAGAACAGAGCUGCACGUCCGUCGUUUGGUUGUCGUCUUCUACUGACAGUUUCGAAAAAGAAAAUCGCCACAGAGAGUUGUUUAUCCCUUCAAGAGGCCAGUGAUUGCAGUGGAUGAUCAAGUCAUGGCUCCAAGAGGAGGUGAAAUUCUCAUGCUGCUUCUACUAGUUCCAGCACACUGUUUUGCGCAAGAGAUUCUCCAUGCUCCCGAGAGUACAACCGUCUUUCUAAACCAAUCAGCAGUUUUUACAUGUGAGGCAAGAGGCGGCAAGACUCUGUGGAGAAUCAAUGGAACACAACGAGAGCUCCUUUUGCCUGUACUCUUUGAUCUGGUUGUCUCAGAGAUUACUACUCCUGAAGGUGUUUUGGUGACGAAUCUGACCAUCCCAGCCAGAGCCCAGUACAAUGGAACUAUAGUUCAGUGUCUGUCAGGGGUAUUUGGUGGCCCCUUCGUGGAGAGUGACAAUGCCACUUUGGCCAUUCAAGGUCCACUGUCAGCAGUAGGUGAUUUGAAAGUUGAUGCUAAAAAUGGCACCUCUUCGACCAUCUCAUGGACUGCUCCAUUCUCUCUGGAUGUGACUGGUGUUGAUCCUGAUAUCUGGUACUCUGUCCUCAUCUACAAUGUGACAGAUGAGAAAAACCUAACAGCUAUCCUCUGUACUGACUGUAUCAAUAUCACUGAGACACACUACACCUUCACUCCUGACUACCUCAGUCCUUGUCAUGUGUACAUAUUCUCUGUCAUCCCUCUGAAUGGAGCUGGCCAGGGAGAGAGCAGUCCCAACAUUACUGAUGAAACCAAAUUUCCUGAAGUGGAAGUUGAAGCCCUGAAUGAUAGCCAUUGUGAAGUUGCAUUCAGUCAUGAGCAAGUGCACACUGUAUCUGUUUAUAAUGAUACGGUUGAAUUUGAUGCCAACAAUGGUACAAAUGGAACUGUUUUCAUUCUACCUGCUGAUGGAGAAUACAGUGCUACCAUUGAAGAUCCCACGGCCUGUGGAAAAGAAAAGAUAAACAAAUUCACAACCUAUGAUGUUCAAGAGCCCCAUGCAGAGUCAACUGAUGGUAGAAAGAUUGUGGUAAACGGAGUGCUCAUUGGUAACUCGCGUGCAAAGGGAUGCUUUGUAGUGAUUCAGUGCAAUUUCAGUACUCAAAUUACCUUUAUUGCAUUGAAGCGUAAUGGAGAAAAUCGGAGACUCUCUGGGGCAAUCUCAACGCCUACGUCAAAUUACACUGUUUAUAUGCAUGAUCUGGAGAAAGAUGGACUUCCAAAUGUACAUCCAGCUAACCUUGUCCCUUUUAGUGUUGAUAUUACGCGUGGUGACGAAAAACACCAAGCUCCUAAUGAUGAGAACCUGAAGAAUGCCAGCAUCUCCCUGCUUGGCUCAAGUUUGGAAAUCACCUGUACUCCUGAUGAGCAGAGUGCAUCAUGUAUUCUGGUCUACAGAGCAUAUGGCAAAUAUAUGUUGAACUGUGAAGAAACAUUUCCUGUUGUAAUCAAUCUUGAUCCUGACAUGAACUACACAUUUGCACUGUUCAGAAGGAUAAACAACAAUACUGAUGAAAGGCCAUUUUUAAACAUGUUUUUCGAGGGAAAAGAGGAUCCUUCACAACAACACCCAUUAUCAGCUGGGAUAAAAGAUGGUGGAGAAAGAGCUAAAACCACACCAUCAAUUUUAGCUGUCAUUCUUGGAGUCUUGGUGGCUUUGUGCUGUUUCAUUCUUCAGUUUGGUUGCACUGCUCCACUGAUGGGCAGGAUGGAUGAGGACGGUUGUAGUAAAAAAGGGAGUAAAUAUGCAAUGGUGGAGACCAGUUUACCAGUAGUGAGACCUUCUAUCCCACAUGCAAUACAGUCCAGGACCAGGAGAUUGACAUCAGCGUUAGUCAUGUCGGCUGAUUAUCACAUGAUAGUCACAUGACUCAUGUUAUGUACAUCCUGUCUCUCUCCUCAGAGAAUGGCUCGUUCUCAAUAUGCUGAGUCGGGACCUCUUCCUACCAACAAACCCAAAACUUUCGAUGUGGAUACCAAGACACAGUGUCCUUACGUCACAGUCCUACCUAAUGACACUACUCCUGUCUAUGACAAUGCCAACAUCGACAAGAGGUAUGCGGACAAGGCAACACCCAAAGGACCCCCUACAGUGGAGUCAGUGAUGUCACUGUUGUGCACCCAUGAAAGGCAUUUAAUAUCAAGCAGCGUAUAUAAUAUUAUAACCUGUGUAAUUGUACAGCUUACAAUAAUGGAUAUACACACCAGCAUAUCUGUGGUUCACUGUGCAGUAUUACUUGUGUAUUGAUACCAUGUACCCUAUGUGUUAUACCCUGCUGUAUAUCCCAUUUUACAUCAUGUGUAUUUUGAUAGUAUUUUUGCUGUUUUCAAUAUGCCAUACAAUGUA